Molecule: messenger RNA, 2652 nt
Organism: Acanthosepion pharaonis
Lineage: Eukaryota; Metazoa; Mollusca; Cephalopoda; Sepiida; Sepiidae
Source: the annotation of a GenBank genome assembly
AUGUUAGUGCCAAUAUGGCUGCUUUUCUUUUUCUCUCCAUGGUGCCAAGCAGUCGACCUGACGUAUUCUAUCGAAGAAGGGAAAAGUCCAAGCACAUAUAUUGGAAAUGUUGCUCUUGAUUCACACCUGCUGGACGGCGUCCUACCAGAGGACCAGAAACUUCUCCGCUUUAGCCAGAUGGAACAUGGUUUGACCGGCAAUACCCUACUGUUUCGUGUGGGUAAAAAUUCUGGAAAACUGUACACUGCGCAGAUACUGGACGCUGAAGUCUUGUGCGUACGCAACAAAGAAUGUUUUAGAAUGGUUGAUAUAGCAGUGCGUCGGCGAGAAUCUUUUGUCAAGAUUUUAGAAGUAAAAGUAAUAAUAAAAGACAUUAAUGACAACAGGCCUGAAUUUCCGGAAGAGAGGGUUCAGAUUGAAUUCUCUGAGGAAUCCCUGAAAGGUGCCAGAAGAUCCAUCCCGAAUGCCAUUGAUCAUGAUAUUAGUCCUUUAAACUCGCAGAUCACGUAUCAGUUAAAAAAAGGCGGCGACGAACCUUUUAUGUUAUCAGUUUUAAAAAGCGUCGACGGGAUAUCUAAACUGAGUAUUGUCUUAGAAGAAAGGCUGAACCGCGAAGUCCAAGACUCCUACGUGCUUCAAGUGAUUGCCAAAGAUGGCGGCACUCCACCAAAGAAAAGUGUUUUGCAUGUCCUUAUUUUAGUUGCAGACGUUAACGACAACACACCUGUAUUCUCACGCAAUACAUAUAACGUAUCUAUUAAAUAUGAACAUGACAUUGCUACGCCAGUGGCUGUUUUGACGGCAAAAGAUUUGGAUUCAGGGAAGAAUGGUGAAAUUUGCUACCAUUUCAGCUCGCAGACAUCGGCUGUAGCUCAGUCUCACUUUGAACUUAACGAACAAACUGGCGAAAUCUUUUUAAGCAGCAAACUCUCCAGUGGUCACGAGUUUAAAUAUGAAUUGUACGUUGUAGCGAUGGACGGAGGUGACCCACCUUUAAGUUCGACAGCCAAGGUCCUUGUCAAUGUUAUCAACCAGCAGAACAAUCCGCCCAUUAUUGAUGUGAACUUUGUGUCUGCAUCAACCUCUGUAGGAAACACGGCCACCAUUUCCGAAGAUAUUGCAGUUGGCAGUUUUAUUGCCUACGUAAAGGUUACUGACAACGAUGCUGGACCAAAUGGAGAUGUCAUAUGUGAACUCCAUCAUGACAAAUUCUUACUUCAAAGCAUUGGUGUCAAAAAAUAUAAAGUUACCAUAAAGAAUCCACUGGACCGAGAAACUUUAGACCAUUAUAAACUCACAAUCAGUUGUCAAGACAGGGGAAUGCCCGUUCUUCACAGUUCUAACACUUUUUCCAUUCAAGUGAUCGACGUCAAUGAUAUAAGGCCGCAGUUUUCUCGCGAUACUUUCAAGUUCUCUGUCUACGAAAACCAAAACUCGAAAUUUCCAGUUGGAAUUAUCAAUGCUACUGACCCUGACCUCGGUGUCGGAGGUAAACUUACCUAUUCUUUAGUGACAACUGAUAAGCAGUUUUUGCCUUUCCAGAUAGGUGCAAAUGGAUCGAUUUUCACCGUUAUGUCACUUGACCAUGAAUUUCAAGACGUUUACGAAUUUCAAGUUUUAGUUAAGGACAACGGUCUGCCACCCUUAAACAACACAGUAAAUGUCUUAAUUGAGGUGAGGGAUGAAAAUGACAAUGCCCCCUAUUUUACAUUCCCCAGUGUCAACCCUUAUACGCUCGACGUUGUUUAUUACACUUAUCGUACGAGCAACAUCACAGUUCUUAAAGCAACCGAUAGUGACAGCCGAGAGAAUGCAUUUCUGAAAUAUGAAAUAAGUGGAGGAAACGACAAGCAGCUGUUUACUAUAAACCAUUAUUCGGGCCUGUUGUCUUUCACUCAUGUUAUAACACGACAAGAUGCCGGCGCAUAUGACGUACAAUUUACUGUCAAAGAUAGCGGAAAUCCAGUUCUUUCGGCAACCACCAACAUAACUUUAGUACUGACAGUCAGUAACAAAUCAUUUGAAAUGUUAAAUGCUGUACACAAACAGAUCGAAGACCAGAUCCAUCUUUAUUUACUAAUUGCAAUCGUCCUGGUGGCCGUCAUCGUAUCGGUGCCACUGACAGCAGCCGUGUCAAUGUGCAUCAUCCGGUGCAAAGAUCGGGGUUGCCUAGCACGGCGCGGGAGAGUGACCACUUCUAGUAGUCAGCUCAGUGAGCAACGAAAUCUUAUGUUCUCGUCGCAUGAGACGUCAUGGUCUGAUAUGGCUCUGGCUAGAAAGGACGCGGACACACUUCACAGCUCUGAGGCAAACAGAUCGACAAAAAGUCUCUGUUCAGGUGAUAAAACAGAAGCAAGACGGAAAACUGCCUCGGGGAACAAAAGUCAGAAGGGACAGGAUGUCAUAUAUCAGUCGUACAUUUACCACUGCUUUUACCUCAUAUUUUCUUUCUCUUUUUGUAUUUCUUUCUCUUCUUCAUUUGCUUUCUUGUCUUGCAUUUCUAUCUCUCCUUUCAUUUCUUUUUCUUUGUCUUUUACUCGUUCUUUUUCUUCUUUCUUUUCUGUUUCCUCUACUCUCCUCCCAUCUGCAUCCACUACGAUCCCAUCCAUUCUUUGUAUAAUUCAAUUUCCCAUUGCAUAUCAUUUUUUUUAG